CACCAAAGCAGCCAUUUCCUUUUCUUUAUAUAAUUCUUGUAGUUUACCAGCUAGGAUAUUGCUCUAGGGUGCUAUGGCACGCAAGAAGGUGAAUCUCCAGUGGAUCUCCAACAACGCUACUCGGCGUGCGACAUACAAGAGACGCUCCCAGGGCCUGGAGAAAAAGGCUAGUGAGCUCACCACACUUUGUGGCAUCAAGUUGUGCGUAGUGGUGUAUGGUGAGGGCGAGGCUCAGCCAAAGGUGUGGCCAUCGGAUGAAGAGGCCAAGGACCUCCUCAUGAAAUUCAACAACAUGGUAGAUGUUAGUAGCCUCAAGAAGACAAAGAACCAAGAGGACUUCCUCCACAGUCGCUCCUUGAAGCUCCAUGAGCAGGUGACCAAGUUGGAACUUGAAAAUCGCGAGCGUGAAACCUUGGACCUCCUCCAUGAUAGCAUGUAUGGAGAACGCCCAAGCCUGGUUGGCACCGACAAAGACGAGCUCCUUAGCCUUAGGGAUGUGGUGGAGAUGAAGAUGAGAAAAAUCAAAGCACGGCUCCAGCAGCUUGUUGGGCAGGGAGUCCUCCCACAGCCAUUGCCGCAGGUAAUGCUGCCAGUGUCAUCCUCGUUGCAGACACAAGCUUCUUCCUACACCUCCAAUGAGGUGCAAAGAAUGUCAGUACCAGAGGAACAUCGUCCCUUGCAGCAGGACUCAUGACUUGCCAACCUAGCCCCAAACUACAACUACCCCGAAGCCGGUAGUAGUAGCGAGCCCAGUAGCAGUGGGUGUGAAAUGAUGCACCCUUACAAUCUGGGUACCUGGUCAAGGCCCCCAUCGGUAUGCUAGGGAAACAAAUCCCAUAGUGUGCAUGGCCAGAUCUUAUAUGUUUCUGUUGCAUUUUGCCUAUCGCUAUUAAGGGUCCUAUCUUAGAGUCAUUCGUUGCAUCUCAUGUCUUGUGCUUAGCAGUAGAAGUUAUCUUUCAUGUUUUUUGGCAUGUAACAAUUUGUAUGCAUGAAUCC
Molecule: messenger RNA, 996 nt
Organism: Sorghum bicolor (sorghum)
Lineage: Eukaryota; Viridiplantae; Streptophyta; Magnoliopsida; Poales; Poaceae
Product: agamous-like MADS-box protein AGL80
Exons: 1
Coding region: 74-694 (206 amino acids)
Biological process (GO): positive regulation of transcription by RNA polymerase II
Molecular function (GO): protein dimerization activity; RNA polymerase II cis-regulatory region sequence-specific DNA binding; DNA-binding transcription factor activity, RNA polymerase II-specific
Source: RefSeq, a predicted model, not a curated record